This is a messenger RNA of Penicillium angulare, 339 nucleotides long. RefSeq names its product LysM peptidoglycan-binding domain-containing protein. The transcript is spliced from 2 exons. The record is from RefSeq and is a predicted model, not a curated record. NCBI's taxonomy places the organism in Eukaryota, Fungi, Ascomycota, Eurotiomycetes, Eurotiales, Aspergillaceae. The coding region runs from base 1 to 339 and encodes 112 amino acids.
AUGGUUCGUUCAUAUGCUCAGGUUGUUGUCAUGACAUUGGGACUCGCAUCUUUGGCAUUGUCUGCUGCAGUAGACAAGAAUCUUGCUGGAGUCUCAGUCGAGCGUGACACCGUCCCUGAAGAUGUCGGAGACUCUAGUAGAUACGUGCCUCGCUGCAACUCAUUCUACAAGGUGCAACAAGGGGAUACUUGCUGGGACAUCAUCACCCAGAACGAAGAUGCAUUAACCAUGGACCAGUUGCUGUGCUGGAACCCGGACAUCAACCCUUGGUGCUCGAACCUCAUCCCCGGACGCAACAUCUGCACUGGAGUGGCCAAUUCCGCUAGUUUCAAGUGUUGA